AUGAUUCAUGGUCUUUGUGGAGAUUGGUGUUUAGACAAAAAUGGCAAAUGCUCGAAAAAUUUUCCAAAACCAUUUCAUGAAGAAACAAAUAUGGAUGAGGACGGAUAUCCACAUUAUAAGCGACGCAAUGCUGCAACUUACAAACGUCGUGAUGGUCAUGAUGCAGCGAUUGUUGUGAUUCAAGAAACAGAAAGCAAUGAUAACCAAGAAGUUGGUGUUCUUGAACAUGAUGAAAUUAAAACUUACAUUGAAACUCGCUACGUUAGCCCACCUGAAGCAUGUGGGCGAAUUUUAAGCAAUAAUUUGCAAGGCAAAAGUCAUUCAAUUUAUCGACUGCCUAUUCAUUUGCCGAACCAGCAAACAAUUGUGGUAGAUAAUGUGAAUGAUCAGAAUUCAGUUAUGUCUGCAUUAAACCGGUCCAAAGAACUUACAGAAUACUUCAAAUUGAAUAAACCAUGUUUAUCAUUGGGAUUAAUAGAAGAUGAUGAUGAGUGGAAUAAUACUAUGCAUGAAGCAGGAGUUUGGAUGAUGCCAAGACAAUUAAGGCAAUUGUUUGUACGAAUCCUGAUUCAUUGUCAACCUUUGCGACCUGAAGAAUUAUGGGAAGAAUUCAAAGUUGCUUUGUCUCAAGAUUAUUCAAAAACAAUGUCUGAAAAUCUGGCACAAAAGAAAGCGUAUAUACAGAUUAAUACGUUGCUUAAUGCUGAAAAUUCAAGUCUAACAUAUUUUCCAUCAAUGUUACAAAUAACAGAAACUGAAGUGGACAUUGAGAAUGAAAUAUUUCAUGAACAGCAUCAAGCAAUUGCUACAUUGUUGCCUGGAGGUAAAACCGUUCAUAGAACUUUUAAAUUACUAAUUGCAAUUUAUAGCGAUUCAUCUUUAACUAUUAAAGCACAAUCAAAAGAAGCAGAAUAUUUAAAAAGCAUAGACGUAUUUUUUUGGGAUGAAGCACCAAUGGCUCCAAGGCAUGCUUUGCAAUUAGUGGAUAGAAAUUUUAGAGAUAUUAUGAACAGUGACAAACCGUUUGGGGUUGGAAAUGGGACAGCUAAUCACAAUGAAAAUGAUUUAAAAAUACCUGAAAAUUGUAUAGCUCCUCCAAAUACAAAUAUUGCAGAAGACAUCUACAAAGAGGUAAUUGUUAACAAACAAUUUGAUAAGUUAACUACAAUGGCAAUAUUAUCAGCUCGAAAUAUUGACGUAGAUGACAUCAAUAAAUCAGUUAUUGAACUAUUAGAUAUAUCAACAGAAAAACUAUAUACAAGUAUAAAUACUGUUAAAAACUGCGAUAACAAUGAAAUUGGUGAAGCUUUUCUACCUGAAUAUUUGGAAACAUUAAAUCCUCCAAAUUUACCACCACAUGAAUUGAGAUUGAGAGUUAAUACUGUAUUAUGUUAA
Leptopilina heterotoma is the source of this 1395-nucleotide messenger RNA. RefSeq lists its product as uncharacterized. Gene Ontology annotation, molecular function: DNA helicase activity. Lineage: Eukaryota; Metazoa; Arthropoda; Insecta; Hymenoptera; Figitidae. Bases 1 to 1395 code for a protein of 464 amino acids. The transcript is spliced from 5 exons. The record is from RefSeq and is a predicted model, not a curated record. Gene Ontology annotation, biological process: telomere maintenance; DNA repair.